Molecule: messenger RNA, 1806 nt
Organism: Strongylocentrotus purpuratus (purple sea urchin)
Lineage: Eukaryota; Metazoa; Echinodermata; Echinoidea; Camarodonta; Strongylocentrotidae
Exons: 3
Coding region: 140-511 (123 amino acids)
Source: RefSeq, a predicted model, not a curated record
UGUAUACUGUACAUCAUGCAUGACUGACGGUACUUGAAAAAGUGAGCGUGGCACUUUUUCGAUGCCAUUUGUUUUGUACGAUUCCCCUUGGCUUCAUUAUCUCAUCUUCAGAUUUAGCAACAUUUUACAGUGAGUAAUCAUGCCAACAGUACGAGCUUUCACAAAUGUUUCAAAGUCAGCUUUACCGAAGGAUUUUAUGGUAAACUUCAUCGAUGCGCUUGGGAAGAGCUUGAACCGGGAAUCAAAGAACGUCACAUUGCACUUUCUGUGCGACCAGAUGUUAUGUCGAGGCCCUAACGAUGACCCGAUGUGCUAUGUCGAGAUCUUCAACACUUGCGGGCAUGGUGAAUCUGAGGAAAUACGUCAGAAGGUGAUAGGUAUCAGCGACUUCCUCAAGACUGCCCUCAAGAUCACAGAUGGCGAGGCGGUUCGGAUUCUAUUUCACGUCAUCCCACCUCAUCAUGUUGGCAUCGGGACGGGAAAGAUCUUAACUGACUUCAUGACAAAGUGAUUUCACUAUCGUCUCAUGUGCUGCUCAAGUUCGACACGAGGAGAAGGACUUCGCAGUUGAAAGAAGGAAAUUCUAGUGCCAAAAGUGAUUAAAGCUUGUUCAGAUAUGAUGCGGCAAAACUGCUGUGUUUUAUUAAUUAAUUUUGUUAUGACGUAUAAAGUCUAAUGCCCUUCCUAUUGCUGUAUCUUGUAAACACAGAGCUGAGAAUACGCGCAGGUAAUUCAUGUUUGCGUGGAAAAUCCGUGGAGGCUUUUCUUGCGGCAGUUUACGGAGUCGUAUGUGAACAAGACUUAAUUUUUAUGCAUCCUUUAUUAUCUCAUGCACUUUCGGUCUCCUCCUUCAGCAGUGUCACACGUCUUCUUUCUCGUGAAUCCUCACUUCCAACUCGCGGAUCUUCGGUCUAGCGGUGUCCUAUCACAUGAAUCCAAGCUUCUGUCUCAUGGAUCUCUGGUCUCACUCCUUUUUCUCAAGAAUCUUCCCCUCUGUAUCGCAGACCUCUUGGUAGAGCUUGUGUACUUGUCUGAUUUCGCAGAUCCUUGAUCAACCACGAUGGUGGACCAAGGAUCAUGUCAGAAAGGGGGAGGGGCGAAUUGUGAAACCCCCUAAUUACCUUUACCCACCCUGCAGGUCCUGCAAUGUUCAUUUUGAUGACAACUCAAGUUUCUUUCUUAUGUCGGCUGAUCGUGACUACACGAUUUGAGAUGGAUAAUGUAUAAAAAUUAAUCAAUAAAUUUGACCAAACAUAGUUACCAUAUAGUGUGCUGUCCUUCACCUUGCAUUUAGAAGUUGCAUUUUAAGUACCGGUAUAUAUAAUUUUGUCUGCUUGUGUGGAUUAAAAUUGGCUCACUUGCUUCAUAAUUCUCGAAUUCUUUUUAAGAUUUUGUUUAGUGUGAAAUAAACUCUUUGCCACCUAAAUUUAGGCAAUUUUGUUAAUCAUGUCUUUAAAGGUAAUAAUUCAUGUCCCAUAAUUCAAUCAAAUGUGUGAAAGUAAAAUAUUUCCCUUUUUUUUCUUUUAUUAGAGAAUGGAUAAUUUAAAUAAUGUACAACCUGUACUUAGUUUUUUAUACUUUCACUGGAGACAGACUUUUACAUAAGCCCAGGCCCUCCUAUCUAGUCUCCAUUCUCCAAAGUCUUUCAUUAAUGUACAUGGUUAAAUGUGUUCCCCUUGUUUUUCAUGUCUACUCCACUUGUGCUAUUCUCAUGUUAUAUAUCGAUACAUAUUAUAACUUUUAUACGUACUUUAUUUUCAUUUGUAUAUUUGUUAUGAAAGAAAUAAAUAAAGUGAACUUGAACUU